UUUCCCUGCCAAUUUUUGCUUUUUGUUUCAUCUGGGUGGAGCUCAAGAACUGUCCAGUCAGAUCUUUCUGGAUGUGCUAUAAAGCCUCCUGGGUGCAGGCUAGGGACUCAAACCUGCUUCGCCAUGAACUCCAUCAACCUCUACCUUGUCGUGCUCCUAGCCUUCUGGGGUGAGCUGGCACCUGUCUUUGGUCAGAAACGUCCAGAGAAGCCUGGGCAAUGUCCUGGGGCUCAGCCAGGUAUGGUCGGACCCUGCGUGGUGAACUGUGAGGAUGACUGGUCAUGCUCUGGAGCUCAGAAGUGCUGCGGGAGUUGCCCACGAGAUUGUGCUAAUCCUGUCAGAGAGAGGUCUGGAAGAUGCCCUAUACCACCUCAAGGUACUGUGACAACCUGUGAAUUACGGUGUAUGAAUGACUAUGAAUGCCCCUGGCCCAAGAAGUGCUGCAAAUAUGGGUGCAAGACAGACUGCUUCUACCCUGUCUAAGAGCCCUGAAAGAGGUCCAGCACCAAGGACAGCGCCCAGUCCUGACUUCUCCACAGGGGUCUCUGAGCUGGCCCUGGGAACUGAAGACCUCCUCCUGGAGCCAGCCGUCUCCCUGCUCCUUCUUCCUCCUCCUGGAGCCCAUUUCACUCAAGUUCCCCUUUGCUAUUUGCAAUAAAUAAACCUGGAUAUUUGCACCUGAA
Molecule: messenger RNA, 683 nt
Organism: Podarcis muralis (Common wall lizard)
Lineage: Eukaryota; Metazoa; Chordata; Lepidosauria; Squamata; Lacertidae
Source: RefSeq, a predicted model, not a curated record